CUUACAUCCAUCUACUUCCGCCCUUCUCAGCUUCUGGAACAUUUUCCUAAAGAUUAUAUUUGUUUGAGAUUAUUCGAAUUGCGGCCUAUAAGUCACUUGAAAUAUGGCUGGCGCAUUGGAAGAAACGGAACACAUAGACGGAACUGUGCAGGUUGUGGUGAAUACUGGCAUAAGGUCAACCCUUGCUCAACCCUUGGAAACUCCAAAUUUAUUUGAAAACAACAAUAUUGGCAACAACCAGAAUCAGUCCAAUACUAUGCAGCGUCGUGGUGUCCUGUGUGUGUACACCUUACGUAGGUUUUCAAACCUGAUGUUCAAUGAGAAUAAAGCCAUUCUGUGCUCGAGUAUGGGGAAGAUCCAGAAAGCGUUGAGGGAGGCUUGUGAGAGUUUUAAAAUCCUGGACAACCGAUGGACCCAGUUCAAGGGGCUCAUCCAGAGAGUCAUGUGGGAGCCUUUCCUGCCAGAGAGGCCUUUUGCAAAAAAGGAGGAGACUGUGACAGAUGUUACCUCUUCAGAAGAGCCAGCAUCGGACCCUGAUCCUCAACACAAGCCUAAUAAAAGGGAAUCCAGAUCCACAAAGGACUUGACAAGAAUUUCCACAGAAAGAGCAAGAGUAACAGAUGCAACUUUCAGAAGAUCAACCGACAACAUCAAACUUCCAAUGAAUGUCUGUAAGACUGUGUUUGUUGCUUUGGUGUUGUUAUUAAGAAUGUCAUAUGUCCAAGCUUGCUCACCUAGUAUGCAAAGUCCUCAGUCUGCCACAGUAGGACGCAGUCACACAUGUUUUCCGAUUUCUCAACACAACGAUUACAAUGUUAAUGAUGGCAAUGUAACAAUUGUAAAAAAUGGUCAUCGGUUGGGACGUAGCGAAGGAAAGAGGCGACGACGACAAAAUACAACUGACCGGACUCCGUACGAGACGACGACGACGAUACGACACGACGACGACGAGACGACGAUCGACGAUGACGACUACGCGUACGACGAGACGACGAAGACACGAGACGACAUGAGACUGCGACGACGACAACCCCACCACCACCACAACGACUACGACAACUAG
Dreissena polymorpha is the source of this 1063-nucleotide messenger RNA. RefSeq lists its product as uncharacterized. The record is from RefSeq and is a predicted model, not a curated record. The transcript has 6 exons. The coding region runs from base 104 to 1063 and encodes 319 amino acids. NCBI's taxonomy places the organism in Eukaryota, Metazoa, Mollusca, Bivalvia, Myida, Dreissenidae.